CUAUGAGUGCAGGUGUUAUAUAUCAGUAUAAGUGUACAUUUCAGUUCAGCUAUUGAUGUCUGAUUGUGGGUUGACACCUGGUGAUUUGAUUGGUAAUGCCUUGCACAUUUGUUAGUUGUUCAAAUAAAGACAAGAAAGAAAAAGGCACGCGCUGUCUGCUCGUCCGUUCUUAUCAAAUGAAGGUGAACUGUAUUAUUAAUACAUGACAGUGGCGACGAGAUCAAGCAGUUAAUUUUGAGCACUGUGACACUGAAUAACAGCAGCGAGAACCGCACCGAGUAAGCGGAAAAGCAAGGACCCGACGCGAUAGUGCAACGUGAGUACGAUAAAUUGCAAACAUGUCGUACAUCGGAAAGAUAGAUAUUUUUGAUAGUUCCACGGAAGAUUGGAAUAUGUAUGUUGAAAGGCUGCAACAGUAUUUCGCUGCAAAUGAUAUUCCAGCUGAAAAACACGUUCCUGUGCUACUGAGUGCCAUGGGAGGGAAAGCUUACGGCCUCCUCCGUAGUUUAACUGCCCCAGACAAACCCGCCGAGAAAAGUUUUAACGACUUAGUCCGUGUAAUGCGGGAUCAUUUGUCACCAAAGCCAUUACUGAUCGCGGAACGUUUCAGAUUCCAUAAGCGUAAUCAGAACGAGGGAGAGACAAUUGCGGCUUAUGUGGCAGAACUGAAAAAGUUAUCAGAAUAUUGUCAGUUUGGUGACGGGCUAAACGAUGCAUUGCGUGAUCGUUUGGUUUGUGGAAUCCUUCAAGAGGGAAUCCAGAAGAGGCUGUUAACUGAGGCAGAUUUGACAUUUAAACGAGCAGUAGAAAUUGCUAUUUCAAUGGAAACUGCAGCUAAAGAUGCACUUGAACUACAAAGAGGAGUGAAUACGAGCAGCGUAAAUAAAAUGGCGGCAGCCAAGAUAAACAAAGUACAUAAACGGCCCUGUUAUCGCUGUGGACGCGACUCCCAUCUUCCCUCACAGUGCCGAUUUAAAAUGAAGAGUGCAGACAGUGCCACAAAACGGGCCAUAUUCAAAGAGUUUGUCGUAGUGGAAAGGCAAAGUUUAGUGCGGAACACAAAAUGCAUCACAGCGACAAGAAAAAUGUGCAUAAUGUUGCAGAAGUCUCUGACAUUGAUAGUGAAGAUGCAUUAG
Messenger RNA from Polypterus senegalus (gray bichir), 1136 nucleotides. RefSeq lists its product as uncharacterized. Lineage: Eukaryota; Metazoa; Chordata; Cladistia; Polypteriformes; Polypteridae. Bases 339 to 1136 code for a protein of 265 amino acids. The transcript has a single exon. The record is from RefSeq and is a predicted model, not a curated record. Gene Ontology annotation, molecular function: nucleic acid binding; zinc ion binding.